Molecule: messenger RNA, 927 nt
Organism: Rhizophagus irregularis DAOM 181602=DAOM 197198
Lineage: Eukaryota; Fungi; Glomeromycota; Glomeromycetes; Glomerales; Glomeraceae
Source: RefSeq, a predicted model, not a curated record
AUGCAUACACCAACUAAUUUUGACCAAACUGAUCACUCUGAAACUGCCCACUACGACGAUGCUGAAACUGAUGAAUACUUAAGUGACUCAAACAGUUAUACUGAUAAUAGAUCUGACUUAGGGUCAGAUAAUUAUAAUGACUAUGAGUCUAAUUAUGAGUCGGAUAAUGAAGGAGCUCCCUGCGCUUCAACAAGCACUAUCAAGACUCCAUUGGACUUGCUAAAUGCCAUUCAAGAAAUUUUCCUAUCACCACCUAGAGAUAUGUCAGAUAAAAAGGGGUCUAGUUUAUAUAAUGCUUAUGACCGGGAUGAAGUGAAAGAUAAAUUGGUUAUCAAAAUCGACCAAGACGGUGAUCGUGCCCCAAAGUUUUCUGUUGCAGAUGACAUUUCAGAAAAGGAUAUGGAAACAACUGGUGUUAAGACGCAAAAAGUAUUCAUUCGAAUCUGCCUAUCUUUCAUAAGAGCUUUGUAUCAAAUUCUUGACUGUAGUUGGGAAAGUAUUCUUAAUGGAUUAGUAAUUGCUACAUCUUCAGAUUCUAGCAAGUGUAGCUACCACGUUUUAUAUGCACUGGCUCUCCUUAUCGAUCAUCAUGAACUCAAAGCAUUCACAGAAUUAGUAUAUACCUUAACCGGUGAAAAAUUCAGCAAAUACAUUGAUAAAGGAUUGCCUGGUCAAAAUUUUAACCUUCACUUAAUUAGUUCGGCAAAAAAAGUUCAACCACCUACUAGCUUAGAGCUUAAAGUAAGACCUCAAAUGCUUAGUACAGAAAAAAAUAAUAAUCCACUAAGAAUAUCCAUGGGUCAAGAUGUAUUACAGAAAUUCGUAAAUCUAGUUUUGCGGAAGUAUUCUAACUAUCUUAGGAAUUGGACUAUCGAAGAAAAGGACUCAGAAAACUUCAAUGAACAAAUUAAUCGUGGAUUGGCGUAG